AAAUUGAUAAGAGUGGAUCUGGAUGGGAAUGGGAAUGGGAUCCAUCCAGUAUUCUACUCUGUUCAUGGUUGACUGGUCAAAAGUUCUGAAGCCGUUGGAUCUGAGUUUUAACCUAACAACAAAACCACCAAACCCUCCUUCUCCCCACUACUAAAACCACCCCAUUUCUAUUUUCCCACGCCCAGUCUCCGUCGUGUUCCGCCGUCUCCGUACCUGCUCACCACUGAUACAUUGACUGCUGCUCCACCACGAAGUUGCAAAAUCCACGCCAGAUCCACCACUGCUUCAUCGGCUAUUUGCUGACCACCAGAUCGUCUCACCAGCGCCUCCUGAAAAUACCUAGACCAACUCGAUCACACAAGAGCCCCCACGAGCAACAUUAGAUCCACUUCCAGAGCAUCACCUCCUGAAAAGCCACUGUCUUAUGUACCACCUCUGUAGCUAUCCUACUACCAAAUACGCCGCCGCUGUUAUAUAGCUGGUUCAAGUCCCGCUACCUCGAUUUGGCCAGGUACUGGAUGGCAAUGUGUAGAAGAUUGGCCAAAGGGUUCCACAGUUGAUCCCAGCAACAGCUAGGGUAUGUAUGGUAUUUAUGUUGUAUACUCUAAUUGAUAAUAUGGGGUUACUCUGCAGUAGACAGCGCCACAAUCCAGCUGAUUCAGAAGAGAAUGAGCAGACUGCAGAAAUAGAUAGAAGAAUUGAGCAAGAAACAAAAGCAGAAAAGCAUAUCCAGAAGCUCUUAUUACUUGGUGCUGGAGAUUCUGGCAAAUCCACCAUUUUCAAGCAGAUAAAACUUCUGUUUCAGAGUGGGUUUGAUGAGGCUGAACUAAAAGGCUACAUUCCUGUCAUCCAUGCCAAUGUUUAUCAGACAAUAAAAAUAUUACAUGAUGGAUCCAAGGAACUGUCUCUAAGUUUAGCAGAUUCCUCAAAAUUCAUGAUAUCUGAUGAAAAUAAGAAAAUUGGGGAGAAACUUUCUGAAAUCGGUGGUAGGUUGGAUUAUCCACAUCUAACUAAAGAGCUUGCACAUGAGAUCGAGACUCUUUGGAGAGAUAAUGCCAUACAGGAGACAUAUUCCCGUGGUAAUGAACUUCAAGUUCCGGAUUGCACCCAUUAUUUUAUGGAAAAUUUGCAAAGAUUGUCAGAUGCGGACUAUGUUCCUACAAAGGAAGAUGUUCUUUAUGCCAGGGUUCGGACAACUGGUGUUGUAGAAAUCCAGUUCAGCCCAGUUGGAGAGAACAAAAAAAGUGGAGAAGUAUAUCGGCUCUUUGAUGUUGGAGGCCAGAAGAAUGAAAGAAGAAAAUGGAUUCAUCUAUUUGAGGGUGUUACAGCUGUGAUUUUCUGUGCUGCUAUAAGCGAGUAUGAUCAAACUCUCUUUGAGGAUGAUAACAAGAACCGAAUGAUGGAGACGAAGGAGCUCUUUGAGUGGGUUCUAAAGCAGCCUUGCUUCGAGAAAACUUCUUUCAUGCUAUUCCUCAACAAAUUUGAUUUAUUUGAAAAGAAAGUUCUGAAAGUCCCUCUGAAUGUAUGUGCAUGGUUCAAGGAUUACCAGCCAGUUUCAACAGGAAAGCAAGAAAUCGAGCAUGCAUAUGAGUUUGUGAAGAAAAAAUUUGAGGAAUUGUAUUUCCAAAGCAUUGCCCCUGAUCGUGUGGACCGGGUCUUUAAGAUCUACAGAACAACUGCCUUGGAUCAGAAACUUGUGAAGAAGACUUUCAAACUGGUAGAUGAGACUUUGAGAAGGCGAAAUCUAUUCGAAGCAGGACUAUUGUGAUGUCAGUGGUAACUUCAAGAACACAAGCAUCGACACACCUUAAAGAGUUCAGGGUCUUGACCGCUGAGCUUCAUACAUCGGCCUGCUGGUUCUUUAUCCAGUACAUAAUUUGGGUCUUUCGGCUGCUGUUGUAUUUGCCUGUAAUUUAGAAAAACUAGUUACUAUCCUGGCUUUAGAACCAGACUUCCAAAAAGAUUUUCCAUACGAAGAUGGAUUAAGUACCGAAUUAACUUUAAAUUGCCUGAUAUUCAACAUCUGUAAAUGAGGUGAUCUGUUGCUGUAAAUCACAUUCAUUCUGCAUCAUAUUUACUAUAUAGUAUUCAUUCUGAUA
Messenger RNA from Sesamum indicum (sesame), 2099 nucleotides. Its product is annotated as G protein alpha subunit 1. The record is from RefSeq and is a predicted model, not a curated record. Gene Ontology annotation, cellular component: cytoplasm; heterotrimeric G-protein complex. Gene Ontology annotation, biological process: adenylate cyclase-modulating G protein-coupled receptor signaling pathway. Gene Ontology annotation, molecular function: G-protein beta/gamma-subunit complex binding; GTPase activity; G protein-coupled receptor binding. NCBI's taxonomy places the organism in Eukaryota, Viridiplantae, Streptophyta, Magnoliopsida, Lamiales, Pedaliaceae.